GUAAUAUUCCUAAAAUACCGUUUAUAAAUAAUAGUUUUUUUUAUUCUUAACAUUUUCUUUUUGGAGAUCGAUUGUGGUGAUAUUAGACUUUUCACCGGCUAAAUGGAUACAAUGUGCUAAAAAAGUAUAUAAGUGGUAACCAAUAAAUAAAUAUUAAGUUGUUGUGUAUGAUGGUACAUUUGUUUUGGUAAUGAAUACAUAUCCCAUUAUUUUUGUUUUCGUACUAUUCUUCGUAUCAAGUAAGAUGCGAACAACAAAACCAUAUAGACCAUACCUAGAAAAAUACCCAUUAUAUAAUUGCGAUAAAGAGAAGCAUUGCACUAAAGGUGGUGACAAAGUUUGUGCCAUUAACUAUGAUACGAAUAUAAUUGUCGAAUUUCCUGACAGGUGCACCUAUUAUGGAGCAAACUGCGCUAGACACGGAGAUUAUUGGUCUCUUGAAGAUCAAGGAAAUUGCAAUCCGGCCAUAAUUUUUGUAACGAAAAUCAGACUUCCGAUGAAUAAUGAUUAUUAUUUGACAAAAUCGCCCUCUUCGGAUAAUACCUCUACUACCACAAAACUCAAGGCCAGGGCCAAGCAUAAUGCUUUCAAUACUACGUUACACUUGCGUAAACGUUAAAUAUUUCUAUUCUCCUUUUAUGUCAAAUUCUUAGUGCGAUUUAUUUCCUUCAAUAAAACUAUU
This is a messenger RNA of Spodoptera litura, 682 nucleotides long. NCBI's taxonomy places the organism in Eukaryota, Metazoa, Arthropoda, Insecta, Lepidoptera, Noctuidae. The record is from RefSeq and is a predicted model, not a curated record.